Molecule: messenger RNA, 5331 nt
Organism: Ceutorhynchus assimilis (cabbage seed weevil)
Lineage: Eukaryota; Metazoa; Arthropoda; Insecta; Coleoptera; Curculionidae
Source: the annotation of a GenBank genome assembly
AUGGAUUUCAAAAUGGGUUUGGCUUUCGCCUCAAGUCACGCCAGCUGGAAAGACAACACGGAAUAUAUCUACCGUGUCAGCGGACGUUCCCUCACUAGCUUAAAUGAGCUUACAGAUCAGUAUUCCGGCAUUCUCUUGAAGGCUAAAUUACACGUUUCUACACGCCCUGACGGAAAACUUCAAGCUAGAAUUUCUGAUGCCCAAUAUGCUCAAAUUCAAAGUCAAUUGCCAGAUGGCUGGAAUUCUGAAAUUUCAGAGUCUCAGCUUAACUACAAGCAAUUGGGGCUCACUGAUAAACCUUUCAAAAUACUUACCAAAGAAGGUGUGAUUAAAGGUCUGAUUGUAGAAAAAGAUGUGACUAAUUGGGAAGCCAACGUUAUCAAAAGUAUUGUAAGCCAACUUCAACUGGAUAUUCAAGGAAAUAAUAUCAUCCAGUCACCCAUCAACAACUUACCAAAAAACAAUGAGAUGGAGGGAGUAUUUAAAAGCAUGGAAGAAACCGUUACUGGAGAAACAGAAACUUUGUAUCAAAUCCACCGUCUUCCUGAAUACUUGACCCAAAGCCAGCCCUGGCUGGUACCACAACAACAAUUGAACUUCCAUGGACAAAUUUAUGAGGUAAUUAAAAGCAAAAACUACUCAAACACUGAAGAUAUACCUGCUUAUUAUUAUGGUUUUGGAGAAAUUAUUGCAGGAGAACCCACUGGAAAUAGAAUGGGACAAUUCUAUACUAGACAAUCAAGCUCUCGUAUGAUUUUGACUGGAAAAGUCUCCAAAUAUACGAUUCAAAGCUCCCAAACUGUUGAUAAAAUUAUUAUUAACCCAACAAUUAAUGCUCGACAACAAGGUUCAGCAAUUAGUGCUCUUAACUUAACUUUGUCAGAAGUAAAAUCUCAAAGUCAACAGGCUCAAGAAAUGUCUAAUCCUGUUGAAAUUGGAAACCUCGUUUACACCUAUGAAAGACCUUUUGCUAAGUCCAACAAAGUACAUGAAAAAAUGCAAGGUGAUAAUUUAAGCAGUGAAUCUAGUGAAGAAGGUAAUGAAUCUACCUGGAAAAAGUUCCGCCAAUCCGCUGAACAAAUGAUCAAGAAAAUGCAACAAGAUGACAGCUCAUCUUCUGAAGAAACCAUGCAAUACCAACCCAGACCUUCAAUGACUGAAGCUCCACAAUUUCCCCUGUUGCCCUAUUUUAUGGGGUACCAUGGAAAGUCUGUCAGAACCGAUAAAGAUUUCGAUCCUAAACAAAUUGUCGAAAAAAUCGCUAGAGAAAUCAGUGAAGAUGUGCAACAACCUGAAAAGAUUUUGACUCAAUCUACAUUAAGCAAAUACGCUAUGCUUUGUUCUUUGGUUCGCACAAUGGACAAGGACGAUAUUAAAUCUUUAGCCGAAAAACUGUACACCCCAGACAAACAAGGUGCACAACGAGUGGCUUGGGCCGCUUUUAGGGAUGCUGUAGCUGAAGCUGGAACUGGCCCAGCCUUUUUAAAUAUCGAAGAAUGGAUUUCUACCAAGAAGGUAGAAAGACAGGAAGCUGCUGAAAUAAUUUCUGCUAUGACUCGUGCUGUUCGUGUCCCAACUGAAGAAUAUAUGCAAUCAUUCUUUGAACUGAUCAAAAAACCUGAAGUAAGGCACCAGGAAUAUCUCAAUGAAACCGCAUGGUUAUCAUUUACUGAAAUGGUACAUAAAGUAUAUGUAAACAAGCACCAAUCUAACAAUGAAUAUCCUGUAAACAGCUUCCGCUCUUUCUAUACUAAAGAAGGAAAAACCUUUGCCACAUCCACUGUAAUACCCUACUUGUCUCAAAAAUUGGAUGAAGCUGUAUCUGGAGCUGACUCACGCAAGGUUCAUAUUUUCAUUCGCUGCCUUGGCAAUAUUGGGCACAAACAAAUUCUCAAAGCUUUUGAACCAUACUUAGAAGGACAACGGCAAUGCUCUCAAUUCCAACGUACUCUUAUGGUACUAAGUUUGGAUAAAUUGGCUAGUAGCUCUCCCAUAACUGCUCGCUCUGUACUGUACAGAAUCUAUCAAAAUGCCGCUGAAGUUUCUGAAGUCAGAGUUGUGGCAGUUUACCAACUCAUGAGGACCAACCCUUCAGUUGAAAUGCUUCAACAUAUGGCUGAAAAUACCAACACUGAUCAACAAGAAGAAGUCAAUGCUGCUGUUAAAUCUGCUAUUGAAAGCGCUUGUGAGCUUACCAGUGGUCAGGCUCAAUCUUUGCGUAAAUCUGCUGAAUCAGCAAGACCUCUUCUCACCCGCAAAGAAUAUGGACAGCAACAAAGCUUGAACUUUUUACAAGACUUCGUAGUUGAAAACAUGAACACCGAAUUCAAACAGAAUAUUCUUCAAGUAGGAAGCCCAGACAGCAUGUUGCCCAAAGGACUUAAAUACACUUUACGUGGAGAUAUUAACGGAUUUAAACAUUACUUCAGCAACGUGCAAGUUAUGCUUUCUAGCGUAAAGGAACUCUGCAACGUUCUCUACAGACAAACCGAACAAUACCAACAAAGGAAUGCUCAAAGAGCACAGCAACAAUCUACAGAAAGCAAAUGGUCCAGUGCCAAAAUUGCCGAAUCUCUAGACAUUCAGGGUGAGGAAAGGGAACAACUUGAAGGAUUUAUUUACACAGAAAUUGAUGCUUUCCAAAAAAUUUGGUCUUUUGAUAACGAAACAAUUGAACAAUUGCCAGAAGCUCUUCGGGAACUAGAACAACAAUUGAAGAACGGUAAACAAGUCCGAUACAACAAAUUGAAACAACUCAAACAAAUUGCCCUUUCUCUUCCUACUGAAACUGGCUUUCCAUUCUUGUACACCUAUGAUAUCCCGAUGUUAGUCCAAUAUGAAGGCAAAGUUAAGGCCCAAGUGUCUCCUCAAAUUUCAAGUGGCAAGAAAUUGCGCAAACCAGAACAAAUCUCUGCUCAGCUUGAAGGCUUUGUUACUAUUUCCACUAAAGUGCAAUCACACUUGAGUUUAGUUACUCCAUUCGACCACCAAAUCUAUGUUGCUGGAUUCGACAAAAACUUCCAAGUUCAUCUCCCAUUGAAAAUCAACGCUGAAGUAAAUCUUGCAAAAUCUUCCUCUAAAAUCGAAUGUGAAUUGAACGAAAAACACCCAGGUGCUCGUUUGUUCCACUACAGCUCAUGGCCUUAUACCUCUCGUAGUGACAUCAUGACUACUAGUCCAGUGGCGCUAAGAACAAAUACUCACCGUCUCAGACCAGAAAGCGACACACACAGAUCAUUCGACUUUGUUUUAGGAAACAAAGAAUCUGGUAUGGCUGUUCGUGUUUCAGGUCAUCAUCCACAACAAUCCAUUAAUAUAUUGCAACUUGCUGACUUAAUCAAAUCUGAAGGAAUUGUAGCAGCCUGGCAACAAAGCUGGGAUGAUGCUACGUUGCAACAAACUGAAGCCGAUAUUCGCCUAGCUCCUGAACAAUCUAGCUCCAGAAAAUUCACUCUACGCUUGGGAAUGCAAAAUCAAUACAAGACUCAACCGCAAAAUCAAAAACAACCAGAAUUUUUGAGCAUUGAACAGCUUUCAUCUAAAGUAGAAUGUGAGAGUCAGCAACGCCAAAACGAGUUACUGAAACAUGUUAGCGCUGGUAUCACAAAUGCCAAAGCAAGUUGCAUUGAUGCUUCCCUGGAAUUUGAAGGACAACGUAAAAAUCAAUAUAUUUUCGCCUUGGCUUAUGCUAAAAGCAACGUCGCUCCUCAAUCUAGCCUAGUGGCUUUUUACAAGAGCAAAACUCAAACACCUCGCGAGGUAGGCCUCCAAGUUAAAAGUUAUAUUCCUAACACCAACGGAUUGGAUUUAACUGACUCCUUGGAAAAAGAACCAAAAGCCAAAUAUGAAGUAGUAUUCCAAGAAAAGCAAGAACGUAGGGAACCUGUAGAAAUUAAAGCUACCAUUAAAAUGAACAGAAGUGAAUCUCGCAAACAAGCUCUUGUUGAACAACCGAUGUAUUACGUAUGCAAGAAGGAAAUGCAAGAAGGUAACAAGCAAUUAGCUGCUUGCCAAAAUAUGACCAUUGAAUCCAAUUUCCUCAAUGACAUCAAAAUUGACAUAGAAUACCAAAAUGUGCCUUCGGAGUGCAAAAUGAAUAUCCAACGUAUUUACAAUGCCAUUCGCACCACAAGCUAUCCAAUCGCUGAAAGUACUGGCGUUCGCAACCAAGAAGACAACAAAAUUGAAGUAAGAGUGCAAUUCCAACCUGAACAUUUGCGACAAGUGAAUGUCACCAUUAAUAAAGAAACCAAAUUUUCUAACAUUUCCUUGGGUCAAUGGGCUAAAACACUUUGGGUUCCCCAUCCCGUAUUCCAUCUUAAAGCAAGACUGGCUGGGCAAAUGAUGGGUCAAGACAAUAUCAGACCUACUUGUGUAAUAGACAGAAAUGCUGCUCAAACCUUCAGCAAUAGGACUUAUCCAUUAUCUCUUGGAAAAGGAUGGACCAUGAUGAUGCUUUACAUGCCGGAACAUGCUCGACUCGAUGGCGAACGCAGAGUAGAUCCAGUCCAACAACUUAAGGAACAACAGGAAACCUUUGUCGUUUUAAUCAAAGAAACUUCUGAAGACCUUAGGGAAAUGAAAAUAGUGUUCAGCCACCCAACUACUGAAGGAAAAACCGUCGAAAUCAAUAUGAAGCCCACGGAACAAAGAUCAGGAGCCGCCGUUUCUGUACUUGUUGAUGGUGAAGAAGUCCACUUCAAUGAAAAUAAAGCUGCCGAUUUCUUCAAUGGCUUUAUGGAAAUUUAUUCUUUGAACAAAGGCGAACUUAAAAUGGAAAUUCGUGACUGGUUCUAUUUAAUCUUUGAUGGAGAACGCGUUAAACUAACAGCUCUCAACGACAAACUCCGUGAUUCCAUUACAGGUUUGUGUGGUCGUUUCAGUGACGACAAAUACGAAGAUUUUCAAACUCCCCAAAACUGCAUUGUAAGAUCUAUGGAAAAAUUCGUUGCUAGUUACCAAGUUGAAGGAAGACAAGAAACUCAAUCACCUAGAGAAUGUAUUCGUAAGGAACUGCCUUUGUAUACUGAUGUCAUUUCAAAACGCGACUAUGAAGGGAGAAGAAGUACUGAAGAAACCAGCAACAAAAUGGAACUUAGAAACCGUUAUACUGAACAAAAUGAUGACAUUUGUUUCACAAUCCAUCCAGUACCAGAAUGUAAAAAUGGUGCCCGGAAAACUGUAACCAAAAACGUACCAGUUCAUUGUGUUAGCAACUCCAAAACUGCCUAUUAUUUAAAGAGUCAAAUUGACCAAGGAGGUAACCCUGACUUCAGCCACAAGUCCGAAACCAAGACCAUCAGAAUGGAAAUUCCUCAGCAGUGUAAAUAA